Molecule: messenger RNA, 1294 nt
Organism: Tachyglossus aculeatus (Australian echidna)
Lineage: Eukaryota; Metazoa; Chordata; Mammalia; Monotremata; Tachyglossidae
Gene: FBL
Product: fibrillarin
Biological process (GO): rRNA methylation; box C/D sno(s)RNA 3'-end processing
Cellular component (GO): Cajal body; small-subunit processome; nucleolus
Molecular function (GO): rRNA methyltransferase activity; histone H2AQ104 methyltransferase activity; RNA binding
Source: RefSeq, a predicted model, not a curated record
CGCUGGGAGGUUCGGCGCGUGGUGUAUUCCGCGUGUGGCCGGAUCCCAUCCCCGCGCCGCGGCUCGCGCCAUGAGGCCAGGGUUUAGUCCCCGUGGAGGAGGCCGCGGCGGCGGUGGGGACCGCGGAGGCUUCGGGGACCGUGGAGGCCGCGGAGGCUUCGGGGACCGCGGAGGCCGCGGAGGCUUCGGGGACCGCGGGGGCUUCAGGGGCCGCGGAGGCCGCGGAGGCUUCAGCAGUCGCGGAGGCCGCGGGGGCUUCGGAGAUCGAGGUGGUCGAGGAGGAGGAGGCUUCCGGGGAGGCCGAGGUGGUGGCUUCCAGUCCCCCGGUGGUAGAGGCCGGGGGACCCCCCGGGGCCGAGGUCGGGGGGGCCGUGGAGGCUUUCAGGGUGGCAAGAAAGUGACUGUGGAGCCACAUCGCCACGAAGGAGUCUUCAUCUGUCGGGGAAAGGAAGAUGCCCUGGUCACCAAGAACAUGGUCCCAGGGGAGUCUGUAUAUGGGGAGAAGAGGAUCUCUGUGGAGGAUGGGGAAGUCAAGCUGGAAUACCGGGCCUGGAACCCCUUCCGCUCCAAACUGGCUGCUGCCAUCCUGGGGGGUAUCGACCAGAUCCACAUCAAGCCCGGGGCCAAGGUGCUGUACCUAGGGGCGGCCUCAGGCACCACAGUCUCCCACGUCUCGGACAUCGUGGGGCCGGACGGGCUGGUGUACGCAGUCGAGUUCUCCCACCGCUCCGGCCGGGACCUCAUCAAUGUGGCGAAGAAACGGACUAACAUCAUCCCCGUCAUCGAGGAUGCACGGCAUCCCCACAAGUACCGCAUGCUCAUCGGAAUGGUGGAUGUGAUCUUCGCUGAUGUGGCCCAGCCGGACCAGUCCCGCAUCGUGGCCCUGAAUGCCCACAACUUCCUGCGCAAUGGUGGUCACUUUGUCAUUUCCAUCAAGGCCAACUGCAUCGACUCCACCGCGGCCCCCGAAGCCGUGUUCGCCUCAGAGGUCAAGAAGAUGCAGCAGGAGAACAUGAAGCCUCAGGAGCAGCUCACCCUAGAGCCCUACGAGAGGGAUCAUGCUGUGGUGGUGGGCAUUUAUCGGCCGCCCCCCAAACAGAAGUAGCUGGACAGGACUGACCACGGGCCCCCCAGCCCCGCCUUCCGCCGUUCUCCACCUGCCUCAGGGAGGGGAGGGGGUGCGCCCGACGAGGCGCCCCCUCCGCCAUCCCCAGGACUGAUUCUUUGUCGAUCUUUGUACAUCGUGUAGAGCCACACCGAACCGUCUAUUUUCUAUUAAAAGCCAAAAGCAGCA